GGGGAAUGGCGUUAGUAUCAAAUUUCUGCAAAGCAAAGUAAACACAUUUGGCGCCAGGAAUUGUUGCAUUUAUUCGAUUAAACUAUAUAAAUAGGAAGAAAUGCGAACUGUUACAGGACCCGAUCACACAAUAGACUUGAAUGAGUCCAUCCAGUGCUACGAGAUAUGCGCAAAUGACUUUGCCUACAACCUCAUCGCAGUGGCGCUGGAAAAACGCAUCUGCUUGCUUGUGGUUGGACUGCCGGAGGAGAGCUGCGAGUUCUUGUGGCAUCAUCUGCAGGACUUGGAGCUGGCUGAAAGAGAUGCACGCUGCGUCAAUUCCAUAGCCUUUUCUCCGGACACUUCUCUGAACAGCACUCCUAACAAUGUGACUUUUUGCGCCGCCCUUGGCAGGGAUAUGAUGAUAUUUCGCACGGAUGUCAAUCAGUACAACACGGUGGACACCUUGCGUGGACACACCGACUACGUGAAUGACAUAUCCUGGGUGUGCGAAGGAGAGUUUCUGGCCUCGGUCAGCGAUGACUUUACGUGCCGCUUCUGGAGCACCGCCGCAGUGGCCGAGAACGUCAUCACCUUCUGCUUGUCCUCGGCGGGCAUGUCGAUCAAAAGCCAUCCAGAGGAUAGCGAAAAGGUGCUUGUGGCCGAGAAGAGAGGCAUCAUCCAUCUCUACAAUGUAAGACAGAAGCAGACGGUUCUGUCCGUGGAAUCGCCAAAGUUUCCCCUGAUGUCCGCUGAUUGGGCCCAGAGCAAUCGCUUGUUUGUCUCUGCUCUGGCGGGAGGUGAUGUCAUCACCUGGGACCUCAAUCGUCCAUUUGUGCCCGCCGACGUCAAGCAGAUCCAUGAGGAUGGUGGCCGCGUGGUUCGCUUUGCGCCCGGCAGCUCAGACAUGAUCCUGGCCAGCAUCGGACGCCCAGGUUUAACGCUCAAAGUGUUUGCAGCAAAGUCUACGGUGCCGCUGCUUGAAACUGAUUUGAAAACGUAUGCAGGAUUGGCCUGGCAUCAACGAUUGCCUUACAUAAGUGCGGCGUCUGACAGGAAAUUGCUGUUCUGGAAAGUACAAAUGAAAUAGAUCAAACAAAUAAAAAAAAAAACUGCAUUUAAAAUUAAAUUUGUUUUCUGGUAU
This is a messenger RNA of Drosophila obscura, 1123 nucleotides long. RefSeq names its product nucleoporin Nup37 (gene Nup37). The transcript is spliced from 3 exons. Gene Ontology annotation, cellular component: nuclear pore outer ring. The record is from RefSeq and is a predicted model, not a curated record. The coding region runs from base 101 to 1069 and encodes 322 amino acids. Gene Ontology annotation, molecular function: protein binding. Lineage: Eukaryota; Metazoa; Arthropoda; Insecta; Diptera; Drosophilidae.